UCUCUCGCUCUCUCUUUCUCUCUGUAUGUUCUGUGAGUUGGAAUUAGAAAACAUUCUCCACUUUUUUUUUCUUUUUAAAUGUUGGAAAGAGGGAGAGGUUGAAAGGUUUUGGGGGUGGCAUCGAAGGGUUUACGUGGCGAAUGUGCUGAAGUGACAAUGGAAUAGGAGAGAUGUGGCGGAAUUUCGCAUGUCUACAUUUAUUAUUUGUGAUUUUAUCCUUUUAUUUUAAAAAAAGAAAAUUUACUAGGGUUUCUCAAAUUUAUUUAAUACCAUUUCCGGCAUUUAGUUGAUAGCAACUCAAGUUACAGAUUUCACGAGCUUAUUUGGUUGAUCUGGUUAGCUUUUUUAUUUUGGAUACAAAUUACGAGUUAAGCAUAUCAUUUCAAGCGUUGGCUCUGAAAUUAGAGGUUUAGUGAUAGAACUUUGAUUGCUCUGUUCUUGGUUUAAGAUUAUUCUAUGUAAAGAUUCAAGAUUACCUAGAAUGGAAAGGGUCUCAGAAUCAAAGUUGCUUCCGAGGAAAUUGCCUGCUCUGAGUUCAGUGCCAAAUCCGCAUAUAGUCUUUGAGAGAGAAGCAGGUCUUAUGUUGAAUUUGCAACCUGUAUAUGCUAGAGAUAAAGCAGCUCGAUCUAAUGUGGGAAGCUCCCAAUUGCCAGAGUCAGCUGAACCCGUAAGGACAUGGAAAGGGAAACACUCCUUGCUUGAACAGGUAGAAAUCAUGCCUGAUGUUAUUACAUUCAAGUGCGGUGGUGAUUCAUUGGAGGAAGGUGGACCUAGUUCUUUUUCCGGAGCUAGUCACCCUCCGGAACCUGUGGACACGGAUCCAAUGAGAACUGUGUAUGUACCAAUCAGUCAGAAGAAGUCCGAUCCUGGGUGUUUGAUGAAGAGCAUGUCAGUGAAGGGACCUUUUCUAGAAGAUCUUUCGAUUAGGGUUCCUCAUAAGAAACCAAGUCCUGCUAUUCUUUCACCAGCAGAAAGUUUGGCUGAAGAAUCCAAUGAUUUUGUUGCAUUAUCUUCACCAUUUUCAGGUCCACGUGCAUCACAAAAUGUAGAUAACUCUCUCAUUCAUCGAGGUUCAGAUGACAAAGAAUGUGUUUGGGAUGUUUCUUUGCCUCCAAGUGGUAAUGUAAGUCCACAUAGCAGCAUUGACAGCACUGGGGUUGUCACUGCCAUGAGCAUCGUCAAUAGCUCUGCAAGUACAUGUAGGAGUGAUGCAGUUACAAGUGAUGGCAUGAUUAGCAUGGAGAGGAAUUGUGAGAGUAGAAAAGAAAGUGUCAGGGCAGAUUCGCUUGAGAGUGCAAAGACUAGUGUUAGCCAAGCAAGUGAUAGCAGUGGCCUUAGUGAUGACAGUAACUGGAGCAAUAUUACUGGGAGUGCUAAUAAGCCUCACAAAGGAAAUGAUCCUAGGUGGAAUGCCAUCCUGGCUAUCCGGGCUCGAGAUGGAAUUUUGGGAAUGAGUCAUUUCAGAUUGCUUAAACGGCUUGGUUGUGGUGACAUUGGCAGUGUAUAUCUCUCAGAGCUGAGUGGUACUUCUUGUUAUUUUGCUAUGAAAGUAAUGGACAAGGCAUCACUUGCAAGUCGUAAGAAGUUGACUAGGGCUCAGACUGAAAGGGAGAUUCUGCAGCUUCUGGACCAUCCAUUUCUGCCCACUCUUUAUACUCAUUUUGAGACCGACAGAUUCUCAUGUCUAGUCAUGGAAUAUUGUCCAGGGGGGGAUCUACACACUUUGAGACAACGGCAACCUGGAAAGCAUUUCUUAGAGUAUGCUGCAAGGUUUUACGCCGCAGAGGUUCUAUUAGCACUUGAGUAUCUCCACAUGCUUGGUGUUGUCUAUAGGGACUUGAAACCAGAAAAUGUUCUAGUUCGUGAUGAUGGCCAUAUAAUGCUCUCAGACUUUGAUCUUUCCUUAAGAUGUGCAGUGUUUCCCACACUGAUAAAAUCCUCAGCAUUCGAUUCUGAUCCUUCAAAACGUGGAGCUGCUGGUGCAUUCUGUGUUCAACCUGCCUGCAUUGAGCCUACUUCAGUUUGCAUUCAACCUGCGUGCUUUAUCCCACGGAUAUUCCCUCAAAAGAACAAGAAGAAAACCCGAAAACCUCGAAUAGAAUUUGGGGCGCCUUCUCAUACCCUCCCAGAGCUUGUUGCAGAGCCUACUGCAGCCCGGUCUAUGUCUUUUGUUGGAACCCACGAAUACCUAGCCCCUGAAAUAAUCAAAGGAGAAGGCCAUGGAAGUGCUGUUGAUUGGUGGACCUUUGGGAUUUUCUUGCAUGAACUGCUAUAUGGUAAAACCCCCUUUAAAGGUUCAGGAAACCGCGCUACACUAUUCAAUGUUGUAGGGCAACAGCUGAAAUUUCCGGAUUCACCAGCAACCAGUUAUGCUAGCCGCGACUUAAUCCGUGGGUUGCUGGUAAAAGAGCCACAACACCGAUUAGGGGUGAAGAGGGGUGCAACCGAGAUCAAGCAACAUCCAUUCUUUGAAGGUGUGAAUUGGGCUCUAAUACGAUGCAGCACCCCACCUGAGGUGCCAAGACCAAUGGAGAGCGAGAUGCCUAGGAUGCCUGGGAAACUCGGGCCGGUGGAGCCAGUUGGAGUUGGUAGCAACAGUAAAAGGAUGGUAGGUCAGGUAGGAACAGACGUGAAAUCUGGGGGUAAAUAUCUGGACUUUGAGUUCUUCUAGUUUUCUUAAUUACAGGAAGCCGUGUUGUAUUAGUAUCCAUUUACUCAAUCCCCCCGAAAGUUUGUUCACAGUACUUAGUUCUGAUGAUAUACUUAAGCUCACCUUCUGAAUUA
Messenger RNA from Gossypium raimondii (Peruvian cotton), 2784 nucleotides. Its product is annotated as serine/threonine-protein kinase D6PK. Bases 482 to 2671 code for a protein of 729 amino acids. The record is from RefSeq and is a predicted model, not a curated record. Gene Ontology annotation, cellular component: nucleus; cytoplasm; plasma membrane. Lineage: Eukaryota; Viridiplantae; Streptophyta; Magnoliopsida; Malvales; Malvaceae. The transcript is spliced from 3 exons. Gene Ontology annotation, biological process: protein phosphorylation. Gene Ontology annotation, molecular function: ATP binding; protein serine/threonine kinase activity.